Nicrophorus vespilloides is the source of this 2648-nucleotide messenger RNA. RefSeq names its product hemocyte protein-glutamine gamma-glutamyltransferase-like. The record is from RefSeq and is a predicted model, not a curated record. Lineage: Eukaryota; Metazoa; Arthropoda; Insecta; Coleoptera; Silphidae. Gene Ontology annotation, biological process: peptide cross-linking. Gene Ontology annotation, molecular function: protein-glutamine gamma-glutamyltransferase activity. The coding region runs from base 66 to 2207 and encodes 713 amino acids. The transcript is spliced from 8 exons.
GUUGAUGUGGUCACGAACAGUUCCAGCAGUUAACUUGCUCAAUUUAGACGGACGUUCUCUUCAAAAUGCCUGAAAAUCUAGAUAUUGAACUGGUGUAUCUGUACCCGAAGGAAAACUCUACGUCUCACAAAACCGAUAAAUUCGAGUUGGUCCACGAUGAGGAGAACCCCAUCGCAAUCUUCCGCAGAGGGCUCAAGUUCACAAUGGCCAUUAGGUUCAGCGGGAGGAACUUUGAAGACGACAUGGACGUCGUUAAAUUGAUCUUCAGUUUUGGCAAGAAUCCGAAUCCGAUUAAGGGAACGAAAGUUUCAAUUCGUCUUGACCCAAAGCGCACCGACCCAGAAGAUCAUAAUAAUUGGUACGCAGGAUUCUUGGGAAGAUCAGCAGACAGUAUCACUCUUGAAGUUUCUGCCCCGGUGCAAUGUCCAGUUGGCAUUUGGUCUUUGCAGGUGGAAACGAGCCGCGCGAAUUCGACACUGCCGCCUACUAUGUUUGAUUAUGAGAGUGAAAUUUAUAUACUUUUCAAUCCGUGGAAUAGCCAUGAUUUGGUUUACAUGCCCGAUGAAAGGUUGCUCGACGAAUACGUUUUGACGGAUGUUGGUAAAAUCUGGGUUGGGCCUUGGGGGUCCAGCAGAGGCCGUGAAUGGGUUUUUGGACAAUUCGAUGGAUGCGUCUUGCCAUCUGCCAUGCUCAUGUUUGCAUUAUCCGAGCUACCAGAUGCCAGUCGAGGUGAUCCUAUUAAGACGACCAGGUGUAUUUCAAAAAUGGUAAAUAGUAAUGAUGAUGAUGGUAUUUUGGUCGGCCGUUGGGAUGGUGAGUACGAAGACGGAACAGCUCCAUCUUCUUGGACAGGAUCCGUAGAUAUUAUGCAAGAGUAUUUAGAUAACCAACAUCCAGUGAAUUAUGGCCAAUGCUGGGUAUUCUCCGGCGUUGCAACAACCAUUUGCAGAGCUUUGGGAAUCCCAUCAAGAGUCGUUUCCAAUUUGGUAUCGGCUCACGAUGCCAACGCCACUCUAACAGUUGACAAAUAUUAUAACGAAUCUAACGAAGAAAUGGAUUACGACCCUCUGAAUCCCAUGGGCGAAGACUCUAUUUGGAAUUACCACGUUUGGAACGACGUUUGGAUGGCGAGGCCAGAUUUACCUAUUGGCUACGGAGGCUGGCAAGCAAUCGAUGCCACUCCACAAGAGACCUCUUCAGGGUUCUAUCAAUGCGGCCCUGCAUCUCUGGAGGCCAUCAAGAAAGGUCAAGUUGGUUUCAAUUAUGAUAUCGGCUUCAUGAUUGCCUCGGUGAACGCCGAUUUGAUGCGAUGGAAGGUGGAUCCGAAAAGCGAUCUGGGUUACACCAAGAUCUACUGCAACAAGUAUCACAUCGGUCGGAUGAUUUUGACCAAGCAACCGUACAUCUUCGAUCCGAACGGUGACAAAGAUAGACAAGAAAUUACGAAUCAAUAUAAAGCAAAGGAGGGUACUCCGGCCGAGAGAUUAUCUCUUUACAAUGCGGUUAGGUGUACGGAAUUGGCUAAAAGCUUUUACGCUUUACCUGAUCCAGGCCUGGAGGAUCUGAAGUUUGAAUUGCAAGAGUUGGAGACGAUCAAAAUCGGUGAGAGUUUCUCGGUUGUUGUUAAUAUUAAGAACAACAGCGAUCAAGUGAGAAAUAUAAAGGCUGUCCUUUCGGCGGGUAGCAUUUUUUACACGGGAGUAAAGGCACACGUCAUCAAGAAAGCUGAAGGAAAAUUCAAAAUGGGACCAAAAUCAACUGAGCAUCUGAAGAUGGUGGUAAAGGCCGACGAGUACCUGGAAAAAUUGGUGGAGUAUUGCAUAUUGAAGUUAUACGCCGUGGCAACGGUGGAGGAGACUAGACAAACCUGGGCCGAUGAAGACGAUUUCCAGGUGACGAAACCCAACAUCGACAUAGAAAUACCGGCAGAGAUUCCAAUUGGAAAAGCGACGAAAAUCACGUUGAAGUUCCGAAAUCCGUUGAAGAAGAUUCUCACCAGAUGCAAAUUCAAUUUGGCCGGACCGACGUUGCUGCGAAACCAGAUCCUUCCGUACCAGGACGUAAAACCUGGGGCGAUGGUUAAAGUGACAACCCAUAUAGUCCCUAAGAUGACGGGAGAGCAGAAAAUCGUAGCGACGUUCAGCUCCAAAGAGCUGCUGGACAUCACAGGAUCUGCCAAAGUCGAGGUCACCGAUGACGACGAAUAAGUUAAUCUUGAAAUAUUAAAAUCCCCGUAUUAGGCUUACCAUCAAUCUGGUGGACGUCGAGCUUUGUAAUUGCCUCUUUGUGUGUGUGUGAGUGUGCGAGUUAGUUGACCUGGAGUCGUUCCUUUCCGUCAAGUUCAAGGCUAGUUAUUUUGUAGUUGUCCUCGAUGGCGAUGAUUGCACAGCGCUUUCAAUGAUUAGCCCUUGCCAAUUUCAAUGCUGCACACUUGAAUCGUCGGCGCGCGGCGGCUCCUUCUUGUGUCGUUGCCUCCUCACGGCUGCUGCAUCCAAUUCGACUUCCGUUCGUGUCGACAACAGUCAACAACAAUUUGCCGCUUCGCCCGCCUAUUAUAAAUAAUUAAUCGACUUUUGAACUCUCCAUGCAAUAACAAACAUUAUUUUUGUUAUGCUUUACUUUAUUUUAUCUACUUCAUUAUUUACUUA